Molecule: messenger RNA, 285 nt
Organism: Dovyalis caffra
Lineage: Eukaryota; Viridiplantae; Streptophyta; Magnoliopsida; Malpighiales; Salicaceae
Source: the annotation of a GenBank genome assembly
AUGAUAACUGCUACUGAAUUGAAAUCAAAAUUCAAAACCUUCAAGCAAGAUUUAGAAACAAGACUGAAUUCUACAGAAGCUAUGUUGAAUUCAAUGGAAAAAUCUAUUACUGCCAGAUUCGAUAAGGAGCAAGCAGCAUUAAAUAGGCUGACGAAGGCUAUCCUGAGCAAAAUUGUUUCCCAAAAGGAAGAUUCAAAAAGAAACAAAGGAAUUUCAGAUUGCAAUAAUGUGGAUAGUGAAAGAGAAGAAAAGGAAUUCUCUAAUCAGGUUAUUAUAAAGCCUUAA